This is a messenger RNA of Cyprinus carpio (common carp), 457 nucleotides long. RefSeq names its product C-type lectin domain family 4 member M-like. The transcript has 3 exons. NCBI's taxonomy places the organism in Eukaryota, Metazoa, Chordata, Actinopteri, Cypriniformes, Cyprinidae. The record is from RefSeq and is a predicted model, not a curated record. Bases 28 to 432 code for a protein of 134 amino acids.
UUUUUUUUUUUUACAUUUUGUGAUAAUAUGGAUAAACAGCUAAUCCUCAAACUGUUUGAGUUUACAGAUGGAUGGUUUUACUAUAAAUUUAGUUUUUACCACAUUUCCUCUGAGAUGAAGAACUGGACUGAGAGCAGAAAAUAUUGUACAGAGAGAGGAGCAAAUCUGAUCAUCAUAAACAACAGAGAGGAACAAAAUUUUGUUGAGAAAAUGCUGUAUGGCAAGACAGGAUUCUGGAUUGGUUUGACUGACACUGAUGUGGAGGGCAGCUGGAAAUGGGUUGAUGGCAGCAACAUGACCUCUGGGUUCUGGGAGUCUGGACAGCCCAAUGGACAAACAAGAGAGAACUGUGCUGUGCUUUAUUCAUUAGGGUUUCAUGACUAUCCAUGUAACAGCAAUUUUAAAGGGAUCUGUGAGAAGAACAUUUUGUAAAGAACAUGUAAUGCUUAAUCACUUA